Messenger RNA from Acaulospora morrowiae, 635 nucleotides. NCBI's taxonomy places the organism in Eukaryota, Fungi, Glomeromycota, Glomeromycetes, Diversisporales, Acaulosporaceae. The record is from the annotation of a GenBank genome assembly.
UCGGAUGAAACCCUAAUAGGAGUUACACAGGAUAUUCUUGAUGUAGUGAAGGCCGAUGUUCGGAUGAAUCCAGCAUUUGGACCGGAACUUAUGAAAACACAAAGUGAGGGAACGUAUGUAACAGAUGUAAUAAUCCCUUCGAUUCGGGCAUCAUUGAAAGGGCUACCAUAUAGGCAAUCUACAUUUAUCAGCACUGCGGAGCGACAAAGCAUUGCCAGCGCAGAUAGGAAAGGGGGUGGACAUUUUGGAAAACGACCAGAUUUCAUGUAUUUACAAAAACGGGAUGGUAAGAUAUUUGAGCUUGGAAACAAACGAUGGUAUGUUUGGGUACGACAAGGGUGUAAACCUGAAAAAGAUCAAUUUGGCAUUGUGGGGAUUCAAGUCGCAGGGACCAAAAUCCAGUUAAAUGUACUUAUCUCGAUAUUACCAUCUGAAAAAAACGCAAAUUCCUAUACAAUGAAUAUUUUGGUCGUCAAUUUAUCUCUGUUAAUGCAAGUACCCACGAGUAAGACGCAUCGUGUCGAAAAAAGUACUACAGUAUCAUCACCUAGAGAAGAAACACCCGACAAACAAAAUAAAAGGAGGCAGAGACGAUCCAAGAAAAAAUCAGGAUCUAAUGAGCAUAGAAAAAGCGC